This is a messenger RNA of Clunio marinus, 2591 nucleotides long. The record is from the annotation of a GenBank genome assembly. NCBI's taxonomy places the organism in Eukaryota, Metazoa, Arthropoda, Insecta, Diptera, Chironomidae.
ACAUAAAACCGUUGAUAGUCAAACAGGAUUUAACAAGAUUUACUCGAUGAUUUAAAAAAAUCAAAAACAAACUUAUUAAAAUGCUUAUUAGUGAAUUAAACAACAGAGACGACGUACUGUCAGCUAUAAUUAAAGAAUUAAAUGGAGUUGGCAUUAAAAUACGCAAUGAAAGAAAGAAAAUUUCAAAUAAUAAAAAACGAAACAGAAAAAUAUUCAAUGUGUCACUUCAUUUAAUGGAACUUGAUGAUGGAUUAUUAUCAAAUGGAUCAGUCACACAAAUCCCGAAAUUUGUCUUGAUGGCAUGCAAGAGAAUCCAAGCAGAACUGGAAACUGAAGGAUUGUUUCGAAAGACGGGAAGUGUGAAACAACAGAAGAUUAUACAAGAUCAUUUAGAGAAAGGAGGGAUAUUUGAUAAAAACCAUCACGUGAUUGACGUUGCAAAUUUACUUAAAACAUUCUUCCGACAACUUCCAGAACCUUUAAUUCCACCAGGACCCAUUCAGGAGGCUCUCCUUCGUUGUUUAUUUCAUUUCAAAACUUAUGAAGAAAAAUGUGAAGCUUUAUUAAUGCUUAUGCUGCUACUUCCACCAAUAAGUGUUAACACUCUCGCUUACUUUCUCCAAUUCUUAGAAGUUGUAGUUAAAAAUUCAAAAUUAAAUCUCAUGACUGCCGACAACUUAGUGAAAGUACUCACACCAACAAUUAUGCCAGUGCCAUUAAACUCCCCACCGCAAAGACUGAAUUCACAUUUUAAAGUGAUGGAACUACUUAUUGAGAAUGCAAAUCUCCUUGGAGUUGUUCCUGAUCGAAUGUUAAAGAAAGAAAAUUUUCCAUUUACACUUCCACUAACUGAAGAACGAAAGAAGAAGAAACGACGAAGUGGCUCACUUAAUCGUGUUUUUCAUGGGUUCCGUAAAAUUGUUGGAGCCAUUGGGUCGUCUGAAAAUCUUGAUGUCGAUUCAAAUGAUGAUGAUCCAACACUCAUGACGCCAAAUGUUACCAAGUCAACAAAAAAACGACGAUUGGAGAAAUUUGACUUAACAAGCAAUAGUUCAAAGAAAAAGAAGGACUUGAUGAUGACUCUCAGCGCUUUACCAGAAAUUGAUUCACCACCAAAUGCUAAAAAUGACAUUAAUAAAACAAGAAAGAGUCUUGGAUCGCAUGAUGGCAACCAACAAAUCAUGUCACCAAACAAAAGACGUUGGAGUAUUGUUGGGAGUAAAUUUUCACGAAAUAACAAAAAUUCAAAGCAAGCAACCGUUGAGAUGACAAAUAAUGAAAAUACUGAAGAAGUUCACACUGAUGAUGAUUAUGUGAAGAUAUCAAAGAGUGAAUAUGAAGCAUUUAAAGAUCGUUUGAUAUCAAUUGAAACAAAAUUAACUCAUGAAUUUAAUGAGACGAAGUUGGACACAGUCAAAGCCGAAUUUGAAGAAAAUGAUCAAAUGAAUGGACCAGAAAAGGUUCAAAACAAAUAUCAUCAAACUUUACAGGAAAUUGAAAAGUUGGAAGAGUCGGAACGCAACACAGAACAUUUGGCAAGACGACUGAGUCGUGAUUUGAAAAUCAGACCAAAUGUUGAUCAUGCAAUUGUGCGAUCACCAAGUGCUCGUAAAAUUGGAAGUUUAAGACGUCGUCGUGACAGUACAACUCGCUUAUUACGCAAUCAGUCAUGGCAUUUAGGACAAACUAGUCCAAAACCAAUUCUUAAGAAAAGCAGUGACGAAACGAUAAGUUUAAUAUCAUCAACGUCAAGUUUCUAUCCAAAAUCGAAUUUAAAACGAGCAAAACCAGUUCAACGACCUUUGCCAGCACUUCCACCAUCUCCUGAAAAGCAACAGGAAAAGAUUAUUCCAGAAAAGCCCUUAAGAAAUAAAAGAAAAAGUUCAGAACAAUUCUCUACACCAUUAAAAAUUGCGACAGUUGUCGUUAAACCAGCACCAGAAAUUUGGACAUCGGCAACAGAUUUCUUUGAUGAAAAGCAAAUUAACGAUGAAAUGAUUUUCAAAACUCCGAUAAGAGUGCGAAGAAUUUCAGCUGCAAAAUCAACAUGUAAAGAUGAAGUUAAGACGCCAAUGCUCCCACCUCGCACAACACCAGCAGCCAAGAAGUUCACGCCGAUCAGUGCGACAACAACUCCCAAGGAAUUAUCAGCUUUUAAUAAACAUUUUGGAACUCCAUUAAUGUCUUCUGAAGGUCGUGAAUCAAUUAUUGCAAUUCGCAAUAAAAAUGCUGGAAUGGUCGCACAAAAAGCUAAACUUUUCAAUGGGAUGUUAGACAUUCAAAAUUCAGCUGAAAAAUCAGUGAAAAUUCCUCGUGUUAUUGUUAACAAAAAUUUGGAAAAUGUUAAAAAUAUGUCGUUCAAUGAGAAGCGUAAAAUUCCAUCGAAUUCAAUGAAAAGUCCACGAAGAAGUCCACGAUCGUCGCCAGGUGGAAUUAGCAAACGUCAACAACUCAAAUCCUCGCCAUUAUUGAAAACAAUUCGUGAAUGUAGUGAAAGUCAAAAAGUCAAAUUAUUACGACCUGAAAUAUUGAAUGAAGUUGCUUCGCCGAAGCCUAAAUCAUUAUCGACUACACCACGACGUCCAUUGUGA